This is a messenger RNA of Rhizoctonia solani, 1677 nucleotides long. RefSeq names its product flavin carrier protein 2. NCBI's taxonomy places the organism in Eukaryota, Fungi, Basidiomycota, Agaricomycetes, Cantharellales, Ceratobasidiaceae. The coding region runs from base 1 to 1677 and encodes 558 amino acids. The record is from RefSeq and is a predicted model, not a curated record. The transcript is spliced from 5 exons. Gene Ontology annotation, biological process: transmembrane transport; fungal-type cell wall biogenesis.
AUGCGUCGGGUGUUCGAUGUGACGGCCUCUUUACGUGACGAUUUACGAGUAUCUCUCUCCCUCAAUUUGACCGUAUAUGGCAUGCAACCAGUUUCUCUCGAUCUUAAUCUGUGCGACCUUGCUUCAGCAGUUUGCCCUCUCCCUCUUUACAACUUUUCUGGCCAAGGAACUCUUCCUAUACCUGAUUCGUUUUCAUCAAAAAUUCCUACCAUUGGUUACACCGUCCCCGACCUUGAGGCAUAUGCGCAGCUCGAGUUGCUACGGGUAGACACAGGAGAGGUUGCCGCGUGUUGCAUUGCUAAAUCUGAAUUAUCCUUCGGCAUACCGAGCGUUUGCCGAAAACUCCCCUGGGUGCUUCUCUUGACUGGUCCCAUCCCGUCCCAAUCAGCCAUUGACCACCUUCGCCAACGAACCGGUGCACGACUAGGAGAUGAUGCUCUUCCAACUGAUGAGUACGUGAAUCGCAGACUUAGUCCCUACAACCAAAAUUUGGCCCUUGGUUCUGUGCAGGCGGUAGCUCAGAAUGUCGACUUAGGAAAUAACUAUGGAUACUCAUUUACCUCGACGAACGCAACCGGCCUCGGCGUAUUGAAUAGUGCGCUCGAGAAACGAGUUUUUAUCAAUCCUGCAACCGUAACCGAAGCUGAUGCUCUCCCCGGAGGCGUGCCGGUAUAUGUCAACGGGGCCGGGGUAGCCACGGCAAAUGCAUUUUUGGGCGUUUUCUUUGAAUGGCUGGUCAUUGGGGCUAUUGUACUUGGUGUCUGCAUUGCCUACCAGUUGUGGAAACGGACUAUCGGUGCUCGAACUCGCCUUGCUGGAAAGGGACAGAUAUCAUCAGAAAGUCUGGUACCUCGCGUCAGUAAUAUGCUUCAUGGCAUGUUCCUCCGCCUGGCGCUGGUCCUCAUAUUGCCCGUCACCGUAUUUACGAUGUACCAAUGGACCCUACGUGAUUCCUGGCUCGCGACUCUCCUUAGCGUCAUAUGCAUCCUAACGACUUGGGCCGGUCUUGGCUGGACUUGGUUCAAACUCUCCCUCAAUUCUCGCUCACUCGAUGAUACUCGUCGCCUCGCAGCCCUCCGACCUUCCUUUCCUAUGAUCGCCCUCUUGACUAUUCCCAUUUUCAUUACAUCUGUCUUUGUUGCAUUUGCAUCCCGCUCCGGAACAGCUCAAGUAGCUGGGAUCCUCGCUAUUGAAAUUCUUUCUCUGGGCGCAGCGAUUUUCAUCAGGUGGCAAGCUCGGCGCCGAGAACGCGACUUGAUCCUAAACGCCACGCCUGAGUCGCCUGUACCCAAUCUUCCUACGCCAUUUAUUCCUCCCCCGACCCGGAUGGGAAUCACUCUCCGUUGGUUCCGUGUCGUUGCGAUGGGAUUAAUGAUUCCAUUUAUUGAGAGCCUAGGAGUGAAGCCUAUUCCCAGGACAGUAAUCGGGAUUGUUACCGCUGCGUUCUUUAGGCGGAAACGAGUUGACUCGAGCUCGCCUCACGGGGCAUCUACCGACCGUAUUGCGGAGAAGGGGGUUGCGUCGCCCGCGUCUGCAAUCGCGGAGCCACUUUCACCAACUCAGCCCGACCGGACCAACUCAGGCCACACGUUGUACUAUGACGCGCAUACAGGCGCUACGCCGGCCCCGGGACUUGGCGCGUCAGACGGCUACUUUGUCCAACGGCCUGCACAAUAG